This is a messenger RNA of Blastocystis hominis, 561 nucleotides long. RefSeq lists its product as hypothetical. The record is from RefSeq and is a predicted model, not a curated record. The transcript has 2 exons. Bases 1 to 513 code for a protein of 170 amino acids. NCBI's taxonomy places the organism in Eukaryota, Bigyra, Opalinata, Blastocystidae.
AUGGCGCCUCAAGAUCGCAAUGGAUCUCACACUUCGUGUCCCUUCUGUCGAAACGCUUCGGUCAAUUCCACCAACUCGCUCGCUGCGCUCUUUCCCGACAUCGCAGCGCAGUGGAACUACGCGCGCAACGGUCUCCUCACCCCCAGCGACGUUCUGUCGAAUUACCGCGGGAAAGUGUGGUGGAAAUGCGCGAAAAACCCGGCGCAUGAGUGGAAAAGCAGCGUUUUUUACCGAACCAAACGGCACGGCGAGUGUCCGUUCUGCAAGGAAUUGCUGCACGAUGAGAAAAGCCUGUCGGAGCUGUGUCCCGCGGUGGCGAAGGAAUGGAAUUCGGCGAAGAAUGGCGCGCUUUCGCCGGAUGAAGUGAGCGGGACGAGCGACAAAAUUGUGUGGUGGCGAUGUGAGCACGGAGUGGAGUGGAAGCAGACCGUGGUGCAUCGAUUGCAGGCGUUUAAGGCGGGGAGACAUCGAUGCGAGUUGUGUCGAGAGAAGAUGGGCGGGAAGGAGGAAUAAUGGCGUGUUUUUGUUGGACUGUGAAUUGUGAAUUGUGAAUUAUGUUGU